GAUACAUCUAUAAAAUUCUGUAAUUUAUGUAGAAAAUGUAGUUGAUUAAUUACAUUUGCACUAUACGUGUAUAUUCCAAAAAAAAUAUUCUGGUACAUGUAGGCUUCCACAGGACUGGCAUGAUUUAAGGCCCUUGUGCAUAUAUCAUCAUGCACACAGGUAACCUUCAUCAUGGGAAGCCAAUACCAAUGCUUUAUUCCACACAGACUGAAACUUCAGAUCUGGUGAAAUAUUUAAAAACCAAAAUGCGAAUGAGUGGCCCUCUUACUGUAUCAGAUUACAUGAAGGCUAUCCUUACUCAUCCAGGCUCAGGAUAUUACAUGCAUCAUGAUGUGUUUGGUGUCAAAGGAGACUUCACCACUUCACCAGAAAUUAGCCAGAUGUUUGGCGAGUUACUGGGGGUGUGGUGCGUCAAUGAGUGGUUACAGAAUGGUGCUCCCAGCCGUGUGAAUGUCGUGGAGCUAGGGCCUGGCAGGGGUACACUGGCUGACGACAUGCUCAGGGUAUUUGCCCAGUUUAAGGACAUCCAGAAUGCUGUGUCUCUUCACCUAGUAGAAAUCAGCCCUAAACUCAGUGAAAUCCAGCAGGUGAAGCUGCAGGGUGGGGCUGUAGGACAAACAGAGGGCGUGUCUCACACAGCUAGCCAGGAGGGGCAUCACCAUCACUGUGUUAGUCGUUAUGGCACACACGUCUUCUGGUACAGGGAUCUGAAGGAAGUGCCCAAAGAAUUCUCAAUUUUUAUCGCACAUGAGUUCUUUGAUGCUCUUCCAGUACACAAAUUUCAAAAGAGUGAGAAUGGGUGGUGUGAGGUUUGUGUGGACAUAGACCAUAACGCCGAGUCAGAGAAACCUUUCAGAUUCAUCAUAUCAAGAGGUCCCACCAUAGCCUCCUCAACCAUUCUUGAGGUAGAUCCAACGGACAAGAGGGAUCAUAUAGAGGUGUGUCCAGAGGGAGGGGCAAUAGCUCAGGAGAUUGCCCAGAGGAUAGUAGGGCAGGGUGGGGCAGCACUGAUAGCAGACUAUGGACACCUGGGAGAGAAGACAGACACAUUCCGGGGAUUUAAAGAUCACAAAGUCCAUGAUGUCCUUGUUGAUCCAGGAACAGCUGAUCUAACUGCAGAUGUGGAUUUCUCUUACCUCAGAAAAGUUGUUGGAAAUCAAGUGAAAUGCCAUGGGCCUGUUACACAAGAGACAUUCCUCCAUAAUAUGGGCAUUGGGUUACGUCUACAGGUGCUCCUGGAGAGGGCUGACACAGCCCUGAGGAAGGAUCUGAUCACUGGCUACGACAUGUUAACAAACCCACACAAGAUGGGAGAGAGAUUCAAAUUCCUUGCCUUCACUCAGCAUAAGGAUCAGGAUUACAGUCCCGCUGGUUUCAUUAAACCUUCAUAGAAAACGCACUACAUGUUUACACUGACCAGCUAAGUGACUGGACUGAUAACUCUGAAGUCUCUAAGCCAAAGCACAGCCUGAAAGUCAGCAGAUUGUCAGUGACAGGGGCAACAAAAGAUACAUGUCUUCUUACAUCUUACAUGUACCUGUCAAUCUUUGACUGGGCUAGAGCAACUUCAUUCAGAUUCAGGUGUAUUCUGCUCCAGUUAAAGAGUUUUUUAAUAGACUAUAAAGCAUGAGAGUUUGAGGUAAAGCAUGGCAAGACUAAGACAUAAAGUAAAGCUUGCACAGUUGUACAAAGCUGGGAAAAUACUUUCCAAGUGAACACAGUGAUAUGAAAAUCAUAAUAACAUUUGCAGUUUAAUGCUUCAUUAUGGAUGUUUUUGAAAAGUUGCAGAAUGGCAGUUGCUUUACUUCACUAUUCUACUACCUGAAUGACAUGGAAUCUGUAGUGAAAUGUUUUCCAUUUUGUAAGAUUGUUUAUAAAGUUUUAUUAUUAGCAA
Molecule: messenger RNA, 1894 nt
Organism: Liolophura sinensis
Lineage: Eukaryota; Metazoa; Mollusca; Polyplacophora; Chitonida; Chitonidae
Product: protein arginine methyltransferase NDUFAF7, mitochondrial-like
Exons: 10
Coding region: 150-1391 (413 amino acids)
Biological process (GO): mitochondrial respiratory chain complex I assembly
Cellular component (GO): mitochondrion
Molecular function (GO): protein-arginine omega-N symmetric methyltransferase activity
Source: RefSeq, a predicted model, not a curated record